UUUCAAACCGCCAACAAACUUUUGUUAUCAACUAAACUUUUUGAGAGUUUCGAGAUCGUCUUGUAUUUAGGUUUUCAAAUAUUUUCGCAAAUUAUGUCGUCAAUCUUACUCUCAAGUUCUCUCAGACAAUCUCUCAUAAGUGAUAUGCAUCAUUCUUUAUGACUUUUCGUGGUUUUGGCGUUUAAAGAACUUCAUUUACGUCAUGUUUCGAGGACAGUUCCAGAGCGGCAUCUUAUCUAUUCUUUAUAGUAUGGGCACAAAACCUCUACAACUAUGGGACAAGAAAGUUCGUAAUGGACAUAUUAAACGUAUUUCGGACGACGACAUCCAGUCAUUGGUUUUGGAAAUCUUGGGGACCGAUGUGAGAACAAUUUUCAUCACGUUACCUGCAGAUCCGAUGAUCCCUCUUGGUAUUAAAUUACCGUUUCUCGUACUGAUCAUAAAGAACUUGAAAAAGCAUUUCACAUUUGAAGUGCAGGUAUUGGAUGAUCGCAGUGUAAGAAGACGAUUUCGAGCUAGUAAUUUUCAAACUACCACCAGAAUUAAACCUUUCAUAUGCACGAUGCCUUUGCGUCUUGAAGACAGUUGGAAUCAAGUACAAAUCAACCUCCCUGAUUUUGUGAGGAAAACGUACGGUACAAAUUACGUGGAAACAUUGAGAAUUCAGAUUCAUGGCAAUUGUAGAAUAAGAAGAAUUUAUUUUUCGGAUCGUAUUUACGCCGAAGAUGAAUUACCCAUGGAAUUUAAAUUAUUUCAACCCAUUCAUAAAUAUGAAAAAAAGGAAAUUCGGAAUUGAAGUACUGGAUUUACUAAAGUCAAGAUCUAUCUCCGAACUGCAGCUGUUCAAAUGCCUCAGUAAUCGUUGUUUUACCGCGGGCUCUAUAAAUAUCGAAUUUGGUUGUUUUGACGAACUACUGCUGUGAUGUUUUGAUGACUUGGAAGAAUCAUUGUUGCAUAGAUGAAGCUCUGGUGUAUCGAGAAAUCGAGUUACCUGCGACAGAAGGAACAAGUGACGAUAUGUUGGGAUUUUCUUCUAACUGAAAGAAUAAUUCACUCACUUCUCUGGUACAUUCUUGAAAGCCUGCUUUGUAUUUAUCCAGUUCCUCGGAAUUGAGUAUUUUUUGUCUUUGCAAGUAUCGUACUGUUAAUUCAAGAAUAUCUGCCUUUUCUAAUUUUGAAUGUCUUGUGUUCUGUGUAUCGUCAAAUUUCGUUUUUUAGGUAUUACAAUAUCACUCGUUUGAAAUACCGAUUUAGUAAUAAUGCUUACGUCGUUUUUUGUCGAAUCCAGAAUUAAUGUUUUCAAUAAAGCUAGUGACUGAUUGAUUCGA
Planococcus citri (citrus mealybug) is the source of this 1328-nucleotide messenger RNA. Its product is annotated as cilia- and flagella-associated protein 20-like. The transcript has 3 exons. The coding region runs from base 203 to 796 and encodes 197 amino acids. The record is from RefSeq and is a predicted model, not a curated record. NCBI's taxonomy places the organism in Eukaryota, Metazoa, Arthropoda, Insecta, Hemiptera, Pseudococcidae. Gene Ontology annotation, cellular component: ciliary basal body; motile cilium. Gene Ontology annotation, biological process: positive regulation of cell motility; cilium assembly; regulation of cilium beat frequency involved in ciliary motility.